Molecule: messenger RNA, 1595 nt
Organism: Calypte anna (Anna's hummingbird)
Lineage: Eukaryota; Metazoa; Chordata; Aves; Apodiformes; Trochilidae
Product: serine/threonine-protein kinase SBK2
Biological process (GO): peptidyl-threonine phosphorylation; peptidyl-serine phosphorylation
Molecular function (GO): protein serine/threonine kinase activity; ATP binding
Source: RefSeq, a predicted model, not a curated record
AUGAACUGGCCUCAAGAGGGGCCUCCUUACAACGUGAUGGCAGAUGGAUAUCUCCCCUCAUCCCCCCCAUUUCCUCUCUUUUUUCCUUCCCAGAGGUCACCUUCAGCAGGAGGCAGUGUGCCAAGGACCAGAGGCAUGGGGAAGGGGCGGAGCGUCACGCCUAUCCCUGUAAUGCCUGGCAGCCCCCCUGGCUGCUCAGCGCAGGCUGAACCCAGCCCGGAGGCUGCAGGAAGGGAAGGGAGGCAGCCCACGGCCAUCAGUGCUGCACUGCUGGAGAAGCACUCAGCAAUGGCCAAGAGCUCAGCUGCACCUGUGUCAGUGGCACCCACUGUCCUGGAAGAGCUCCUGGAAAUCACAGCUCAGAGCCUGGUGCGCACUGAGGUGGCCGAGCACUAUGAGGUUAUUCGGGAGCUGGGAAGGGGCAAAUAUGGACAUGUGAUGCUAGUGACCCACAGGCAGAGAGGGACUCCUAUGGCUCUCAAGCUGCUACCCAAAGCCAGUACCAAGCUGCACACCUUCCUGUAUGAGUAUUGUGUGGCACUCUCCCUCGCCACCCACCCUGCCAUCAUCAGCAUGUUUGGAAUUGCCAUCGAGUCCAGCCAGUACUAUGGCUUCCUCUAUGAAGCAGCACUGCACAAAGACCUCAUCUCUAUUAUCAAGCCCCGGGACGGGAUCCCCGAGGCGGCCGCCAAGCAGUGUGCCAAGCAGCUGGUGAGCGCGCUGGAGUUCAUCCACAGCCGAGGGCUGGUGUACCGUGACGUGAAGCCUGAGAACGUGCUGCUUUUCGAUCCCGAGUGCCGGCUCAUCAAGCUGACUGACUUUGGGCUCACACGGCCCAAAGGUACCAAGCUUAAGCUGGUGGCUGGGGUAAUCCCUUACACUGCCCCAGAGCUGAGCAACACCGCCGAUGCCCAAGGGGUGCCUAUCGAUGCCAGCAUGGACGCCUGGGCCUUUGGUGUGCUUCUUUUCUGCCUGCUGACUGGCUACUUCCCCUGGGAGCAGAGCCUGCCGGAUGACCCUUUUUUUGAGGACUUUAUGCUGUGGCAGGAGACUGGCUUGGAGAAGGACCUGCCCCGCCACUGGAAACGCCUGACAGCUGAGGCUGCCCUGAUGCUGAGGAACCUGCUGGCCCUGGAUCCAGCCAAACGCAGCCCUGUCAGUGGGGCAUUGCACUAUGUGGACUUCCCUUGGAGGCUGGAGGACAGGCAGAAUGAAGAGGCUGUGGUGAAGCCUUAGAGCCUGCCUCCCAUGAGGGGAGGGAAGAGGGCCUCACCCUGCAAGGGGCUUUGGGGUCCAGGGCACCAUGGUGGUGUGGGUGUGAGAGGCCAUGUUGACCCAGAGGGCAACUUUUGUGCAGCAUUCUCCCUGCUGCUGUGGAGCCAGGCUCCUUCCCCGGCUGAUGGUCCUCACUCCAUGGCUCAGUGCUGUCCUGUGUCCCCUCCUUGUGCUUCCUUGGGGCUUGAAAAUGUGUUCUUCCUCUUGGAAAUGACUGUUCAUGUGUGAAACACUCACCUUCUUAGCCACUGGGACUCCAGGGUGUUUUCUAGGGGCUGCUUUGUCUCUAAGUAGAACAUAAUAUAUAUCUUUUGUUUCUA